AGUGUGAGUUGAAUACAGGUUUUGAUCUACAGAUUGAGCUGAAAAAUAAGCAAGAUGUCAUCAAAUUUAGAAUCAUCAUCUAUGCUGAAAAUAUCUAGCUUACUUAAUGAAGUGAAAUCAAUUAUUGUUAAGCAACAAGAACAAGUCACAGCCUUGCCUUGUGGCCAUCCAUGUGUGGUUUGCCAAAAAUCAUUGCCUGCUUCUGAACAAGACACUAGUUCUCAUCAAAUCAAAUCAGACAGUGUAAGUGAUGAUGAGAGUGAACCAAAUCAUAAUUGUGAUGAAAGACUAAUUGAUGAUGUUUUCUUGUAUGAUUUCUGUUCAUCCCAUGGACAUAUACUAGAAAAUUGGUGCUGCAAAUGUCAAGUAGCAAUUUGUAAGAAUUGCCCUAACAAGCAUUACACCCAUGGAGUUGUUGUGGCAAGUGAAAUGUUCCACCAGGAAAUGGCUGAAAAACUAGUCAACAGCAAUUUUCGGAUUGAGUCAGGAGUCAAGCUUGUAACUUCAGUCAAGGAAAGCAUGACUGACUGUGAUGAAGGUUUGCGGUUGACAAAGGAGGCUCAAAAAGUUGGUGAGAAACUGAAGGCUCGUAAAAUGCAUCUCACCAAGCAGCUUUACCAUAUCCGUGAAUUGUCAAGAGCCAUCCAAGAACAGCCAGAUUCUACAACUCUACAGGAAAACCACUGGCAGUUGUGCAAAGUUAUCUCCAGAGCAGAUGAGGAGUACAGAAAUUUAGCUAACAAGAUUCAAGCUAUGUGUUUUGAUCUAGCAAAGCUGGAGACAAAAUUGAAUGAAACUUACAAGGUUCUUCAAGAAUGCACUACACCAAUUUUACCAGAAGAAUUUAUGAAGAAUUCUACAAGCUGGACAAUAACUGGCGAGUAUGAAGCCUGCAAAGCCUUGGCUACACUCAACACUUCUGAUCAUAAACCUUCAGGACCUGUUGUAGUGACCUCCACUUCUGAAAAGCCAAUAAAAUGUUUGUCUGAGCUUCUUAUGAGACUGGGAAAAGGAGGACAUCAAAUGAAAAUCAAACUAUUGGAUUCCUUCUGGUCAAAAGAAACACCACUAGCUGACUGUGUGAAGCUGGAACCUUUCCUCAAAGAAGGUUACGGUUAUUACCUGCUCUCAUUUAUGGGUCACUUGAGAGAGUGCACUCUUCAGAACCUUCGGGCCAAAUACCUCCAGGAAAUCGGUCUUCGCCUUGAAGCUGCUUCUGAUGUAGAGCUCUUCAACAAAAGUCCUGUACUUUAUUGUUCUCGACAUGUUAGCAUCUCGAAGAAACUUGCCGCGGAGGACUUGCAAACAAGAAUUAAAGCAGGAAAAAAUUUGUGCAUCUAUGUAGUGGCUCUAGAAGAUAAUGACGUGGACUGGUUCUUUGCUGUCUUGGAAAAAUUGCUUCCAGAAAAGAGCGAGACUGAAAUCUACUUACCUGCCUGCGGCCUGACCUACGAUGGAGUCACCACGCUGCUGGAGAUCGUCGCUGUGCUGGGGCGCGUGAAGAGACUUGUGUUUGAGAAAGAAAUAUUCUCGGCAAAUGCGAGAAUGAAUUUAGUGAUUAGGGCUUCGCAACUGAAUAUUGGUCUGGAAUGGGCUUUCACUCGCGUCUGAUGAAAUUCGAUUACUGAACUCACAGCAGCUUGUGCAUCUAAAUUGCGUAGUUUGUCUGUACCGACAGACAUUAUUCUUCAUUCGUUGAAUAUUGUGGGCAAUGAUUUGAUUUAUAUUCGAAUAUCUCAAUAUACAAGUUUAUUCCCUACAUAUUUCCAGUUGUUUUAUCUUGUGAUGAUAAUUCGUGAUCUAUGUGAAAAAGUAAGUAAUGUGUCAAUGGGGUACACGCAUUGAAAAUUUAUACCUUAUCAGCCUUGAUAAUGGAACUAUAUCGAGCUUUUAUAAUCUAAACAUGCACGAGUUAAUCUCUGUUUUUUAUGUGGUCUAUCUUGAUUGAAAGGGCAAAUGAUUUUUUUCCUGUAUUUUCGCACCCACGCAUUUUUCUCUGUAUCGUCUCGUAGAUGUACUGCUUCAUAUAAAAUGCGGUCUUUGGACGCGCUUUAUCAUUUAAUCAAGUCGCCGUAUUAAUUUUCUCCUAAAUGAUCAUUUUAUGAAUUGAUGAAAUGAGGAGGAAUGUUCUAGGUUUGUAUUAUUUUUUUUUUGUUGCAAUAAAAUGAACGUGAAAUGAGGUUAUAAUGUGUCAUUUGGAUCGAAAUGGUCUCUCUGAUGGCUUUAUCACAGAACUUGUUAAGUGGGGUACUGAGUGCAUUAUAGUUGUGGAAUAUGUUAAAGGUUGGUACAGAAAAUUUUUAUGACUUGAAACAUCUUUAACUCUACGUUCUCUGAUAUGAUUGGAAGACAAAGUGAUUAAGUUGUGGCCUAAUUUC
Hyalella azteca is the source of this 2378-nucleotide messenger RNA. RefSeq lists its product as uncharacterized. Bases 55 to 1611 code for a protein of 518 amino acids. Lineage: Eukaryota; Metazoa; Arthropoda; Malacostraca; Amphipoda; Hyalellidae. The record is from RefSeq and is a predicted model, not a curated record. The transcript has 5 exons.